UUGCGUCAUUGCAAAUCCUUGGAUUCUCUUCUGGAAGACCGCAUACCUGUGCAUCGCUUGGCGUUCUUCCGCCCAAAGGGAAGCAGAUAACCACAGUGACAACACCAGUUGGCAGAGAUGUUGGAGAAACCCUCGAAGCGAUGGGGAAUGCGGUGGUUGAUCUUUUCUUCGUCGGGAUCGGUCUCGUAGUUGGCUUUGCUGAUACACUUGGUGACAACCUUCGGGUAGCACUUCUUGUGGCAAGUGUAUUUGCAGUCGGCGCACUGCAUACCGGCAGCGUACUUGAGGAAGUCGCCGCAGAGGGCGCAACGCAUGAUGUUGUAGAACUGCUGGGUGACGAACUUGUGGCCCUGCUUCUCGUGAACCUCCUCCUUCUUCUGACGAACUGCACCCUGACGGUUGAGACCGAUAUCGAAUGGCCGGCGGUCCUUCAAUUGCUUGGCUACAGGCUGGGUCAGUACAAUCGAGGUGCAGCUUUUGAACAAACCUACCGAAACUCAUUGACAGGUAGAUACGACCAACUGGCUCCAGCGCGAACCACGAAUCGAUCAUGACCUGGUUCCCGCCAGGCGCUCCGGCGCUUCCAUCUCCGUAGCCUUGACUCGGCGCCGCACCAGGGCCCCCGGGCCCUGAUGGGUGAGCAGAGCCUGGUCCCCCAGCGGUGUCCGGUCGUCCCGGCGCACCUCCGUGCUCCAUCUUAUCCGCAGACA
This is a messenger RNA of Aspergillus vadensis CBS 113365, 710 nucleotides long. RefSeq lists its product as uncharacterized. The record is from RefSeq and is a predicted model, not a curated record. NCBI's taxonomy places the organism in Eukaryota, Fungi, Ascomycota, Eurotiomycetes, Eurotiales, Aspergillaceae. Bases 141 to 554 code for a protein of 137 amino acids. The transcript has a single exon.